Messenger RNA from Lytechinus pictus (painted urchin), 1464 nucleotides. RefSeq lists its product as uncharacterized. The coding region runs from base 1 to 756 and encodes 251 amino acids. The record is from RefSeq and is a predicted model, not a curated record. The transcript is spliced from 5 exons. NCBI's taxonomy places the organism in Eukaryota, Metazoa, Echinodermata, Echinoidea, Temnopleuroida, Toxopneustidae.
AUGGACAAUGGCACGCUGAGCGGGUUCGCCGUAGAAUAUAAAGUGUCAUAUGAUCGUUUGACCUGGAUAGUUGUAAGCGUGAUAAUUUUUGCCGUACUUCUACUAGGAGUGAUUGUCCAGUUGGUGCGCCUGAUCUAUCACCGAAUACGUGGACGCUUGCCCUGUUUAACACGAGAGUAUAAAGAUACAAAAAGAAGCAAGAAGGAUGGGGUAUUAAAGGCAGUCAAAAGUAAAUGUGAUGAUGAACCUGACCAAGAUACCGAGAGAAGGGAGGCUGAUGGGAUGUUAGCGACAGCUGGGUAUAAAGAUGCAGGUGAACCUGACAGAGACAGGAUGGAGAGCAAUUGGUGGUGUUCGUGUGGGAACUGUCCUGUGAUGCAGCCUGAUGUACAGUGCCUUUGUUGCCGUGAACUCAAGAGAUGUCGUGAAAUUCAGACCAAUGGGUGUAUAAUUGAUUCUAAAGAAUUCCAAGUCAUAUGUCUUAACAAACCAUCUCUUCGAGUGUUUCUCUCUUUGAGGAGCAAAGACCAUCGAAUUCCUGGAAAUAUGGGGAACGAAUCAUAUCGGUUUGCCGCUUACAGGAUUUGGUCAGAUUACUUACACGGAUACAUGGGUAAAGGAGUUCGAAGGCCUCUUCCAGCCUGCGUGGUGACACGAGUACGCCAAGAGUUCCCCGAGGAGACAGGUGUCUACGUUGGCUUCGAAUUGGGGAAACGUGGGGAGAAGGAAUCAAAGUGCCUCUUACCCGAACAAUGAUGAACAUCCAGGAGACAGCAUCCCUAAUGCAGACACUGGAGCCGAAUGAAACUUUGUUCAACGUGUGGGUAUUGGGACAGGAUGAGUGCGAGUACAGCUUGAUGUUACCCCAAUCCGGCAUGGCUAACCGGCUCUUCUUGCGUUGGCUGUGUGAUUUCAGUCAACCCUUUCUAUUAUCUAUUAUUCUCUUUUUUUAAAGAAGAUGUUUGUGUAUGAAAUGUUACCUUCUCUAAGUUUCCCUUUCACCCAUUGUGUACGUUCACUCAACAUUGUCAUGAUUGUCUAUUAUCUAUUAUUAUCUCUUUUUUUUAAGAAAAAGUUUGUGUCUGAAUGUUCUCCUUUUUCUUAAUUUCCCUAUCACCCUACCGUAUCAAAAUAUACCAUACAAAAUACGCACCCAAGGUAUCCAUUUAGGCAAUAUAUUCCACAUAAUUCAUGUGGUAUAAUACUUUCUGUAUACUUAUGAGUAUGAUUGUGCAGAGCAAGUGCAUAUUUAUAUAAAAUUUACAUAUACAUUUUAAAACAUAAGCUUAAGCUUAGUUAUGUAUAUAAUGUACAAUGUAUAUGAUAGAUAUCGAUUUGCUUUUCGGAGUAUACUGUACACGUUUUUUUUUUUUUUUAAUAAUCUGCCCGGAGAACGCAAUGACGUUUGUUUUAUUUAGGUUUUUUUUUAAAUUUACAGAAUUUUCCACACUACUAUAACAGACU